Messenger RNA from Truncatella angustata, 1036 nucleotides. RefSeq lists its product as uncharacterized. Bases 151 to 705 code for a protein of 184 amino acids. Gene Ontology annotation, biological process: mitochondrial electron transport, succinate to ubiquinone; tricarboxylic acid cycle. The transcript is spliced from 3 exons. The record is from RefSeq and is a predicted model, not a curated record. NCBI's taxonomy places the organism in Eukaryota, Fungi, Ascomycota, Sordariomycetes, Amphisphaeriales, Sporocadaceae. Gene Ontology annotation, molecular function: electron transfer activity; succinate dehydrogenase activity. Gene Ontology annotation, cellular component: membrane.
GUCUUGAUUGGCCAAGGCAUUUACCGAGGAGCCGACUGGUUCCGUCUUAGAGACUCGAGGACAUCGUCGAGAGCUUCAAUUCAUUGACGGCAGCUUCACUAACAUACCGAAUUGACGAACCACUCUGUGAGGUACGGGAAGUUUGUCAAAAUGAUUGGCUCAAGAGUUGGUGUUUCGGCCAUGCGCCAGGUCGCAAGGACCCCCAAUGCCGCCUUCUUCUCCCAGAACCUGCCUCGCCUGGCAUUGGGCAUGCAGGCCAGAACCGUGAGCACCUCGAAACUUUCCGAGGCCGACGCUCAAGCACUCCUCGCCACCCAGCGCCAAAGCCGACCCGUCGCUCCCCAUCUGCAGAUCUACGACAAGUCCCAAACGUGGUUCGGCGGCUCCAUCUGGACACGUAUCACCGGCUCCAUCUUCUCGGGCGGUCUCUACACCUUCAGCGCCGCCUACCUCGUCGCCCCCCUCUUCGGCUGGCACCUCGAGUCCGCCUCCAUCGCCGCUGCUUUCGGUUCCCUGCCUUACGCCGUCAAGGGCGGACUCAAGUUCUUGGUCGCCUGGCCUUUCGUCUUCCACGGCAUCAACGGCAUGCGUCACUUGACUUGGGAUUUCGCCAAGGGCUUCAGCAAGCCUGCCAUCAAGACCUGGGGUACCGCCAUCUGGGGAGUGAGCAUUGUUUCUGGAUUGUACCUGGGUUUCUUCUUCUAGAGGGCGAGGCAGAACGAUAUAAGGGAAGGAUGGACUAGCGAAAGACGAGAUAGACGUACAUGGCUGAGCACGUUCUUCCGUGACGAAACUCGCUGUUAUGCAAUCAAUGCGCCUGAAAGAUAACGACCACAUCGACUGCGUCGGGUUGGGCAGAGAAACAGGUGGGGGAGAUUCUGUAUAUGUUGUAGAAUUACAUGAUUCCGAUGAAAUGCAGAGGGAACUGAGAGUUAUACCGCGAUCGACCUUGGCUACAUGUAUACCUACCAUGGUAGAUGCCGCACAAAUUGUACUAUGUUUGUUUACCGUGAUUUGCAAACUAUCGUAAGGAUUC